AUGAGGAGGGACAACCACAGCCUCCUGGAACAGCCCCCUUGGGACUUUGUCCUGCUGGGCAUCUCUGACUGCCCAUGGCUGGAGCUGCCUCUCUUCGUGGUGCUCCUGGUGUCCUACAUCCUGGCCAUGCUGGGGAACAUCUCCAUCAUCCUGCUGUCCCGGUUGGACCCCCGCCUGGGCAGCCCCAUGUAUGUCUUCCUGAGUCACCUGUCCUUCCUGGACCUCUGUUACACAACCACCACGGUGCCGCAGAUGCUUGUCAACUUGGGCACACCCCACAAGACUAUCAGCUUCGGUGGCUGCUCGGUGCAGUACGCCAUCUUUCACUGGCUGGGCUGCACAGAGUGCGUGGUUUUGGCCGCCAUGGCCCUGGACCGCUACGUGGCCAUCUGCCGGCCCCUGCGCUACACGCUGAUCAUGCACAGCACGCUCUGCCGGCGCCUGGUGGCCCUGGCCUGGCUCAGCGGCUUUGGCAACUCCCUGGUACAGGUGGCACUGACGGUGCAGCUGCCCUUCUGUGGGCAGCGCAUGCUGAACAACUUCUUCUGUGAGGUGCCGGCCAUGAUCAAGCUGUCAUGUGCCGACACGGCUGUGAACGACACCACGCUGGCGGUGCUGGUGGCCUUCUUUGUGCUGGUACCCCUGGCCCUCAUCCUGUUGUCCUAUGGCCUCAUCGCCCGUGCCGUGCUCAGGAUCCGGGCCUCCUCAGGCAGGCACAAGGCCCUGGGGACCUGCUCGUCCCACCUAGCUGUGGUGUCCCUCUUCUACCUGCCUGCCAUCUACAUGUACUUGCAGCCUCCCUCCCGCUACUCGCAGGAGCAGGGCAAAUUCAUCUCCCUCUUCUACUCCAUCAUCACCCCCACCCUCAACCCCUUCAUCUACACACUGAGGAACAAGGAUGUGAAGGGCGCCCUCCGGAGGCUACUGGCCCAAACCUGCCGGCUCUGUGGGCUCUGA
This is a messenger RNA of Octodon degus (degu), 957 nucleotides long. RefSeq names its product olfactory receptor 2B11. The record is from RefSeq and is a predicted model, not a curated record. Gene Ontology annotation, molecular function: olfactory receptor activity; G protein-coupled receptor activity. The transcript has a single exon. Gene Ontology annotation, biological process: G protein-coupled receptor signaling pathway. NCBI's taxonomy places the organism in Eukaryota, Metazoa, Chordata, Mammalia, Rodentia, Octodontidae. Gene Ontology annotation, cellular component: membrane. The coding region runs from base 1 to 957 and encodes 318 amino acids.